Molecule: messenger RNA, 2185 nt
Organism: Culex quinquefasciatus (southern house mosquito)
Lineage: Eukaryota; Metazoa; Arthropoda; Insecta; Diptera; Culicidae
Product: toll-like receptor 6
Exons: 2
Coding region: 26-2161 (711 amino acids)
Molecular function (GO): protein binding
Source: RefSeq, a predicted model, not a curated record
CAACCCAGUAUAAUCUCUCCGUUGUAUGCCAGUGAACGAACAUAUGGCUUUUACAACAUUGAACAUUUUGUUUCUUGUGCAGUGGUCCAUCCCGAAAAUGUCUGCCCUUUCGGUGUACCCGGAGGAAGCCCUGCCCUGCCUGAACCGCUUCACAAACCCGGUCAACAUGAGCCACUGCAAAAUCACAAGUCUCGAUCCGCGCCACUUUCCGGCCCAUCUGCCGAUAACAACCCUGAACAUGAGCCACAACGCCAAGUUUGACUUUCCCGCCGAUGGAUCGCCCUUUCUCGUGCAGGACCAUCUGCUGAACUAUCACUGUGAGCACUGUGGCAUUACGGUGAUUUAUACGAAAACGUUCGCCGAGUUGCGCCGGUUGAAGACGCUGAAUUUGGCGUCGAAUCAGCUGAAAACGGUUCCAUGUGAUGCGUUCAACCGGAAUCAGUUGCACUAUUUGAUGGUUGGUGGGAAUGAGAUAAGGCAGAUUAAUGACGAGAUGAAGUUGGAGACGAUGCAGCAUCUGGUGAUGUUGGCUGCCAGUGGAAAUGUGGACUUUCAGCUGAAUGAGUUGAGUUUGGACUUUGCGAAUCUUGAGUGGAUUCAGUGCAAACGGUGUGGUUUAACGAUGUUGGCUGAGCAGUGGUUUAGACGGGUAAAACGUCUUAAGAAGUUGGAUUUAGAGGGUAACAGGAUAACUAUGAUGUCCAGAGAAGUAUUCAGUCAGAAUCGAAGAUUAGUUUAUGUGAACCUUGAUAGGAAUCCUUUAGAGUGGCUGGAGAUUGCCAGUGAUAGCUUGGAAGUUUUGAGUUGUACUGGAUGUAAUUUGGUGCAGUUGAACUCAAACUGUUUUAACGCUCUCCCAAAACUGCAAGCACUAGAUCUUCGAAGUAACAAAAUUUCUAGUAUUGAUACGACAACAUUCGCUAACAACAGAAAUCUUUGGAGAUUGAAUCUAGAUGAUAACAAUCUAACUGCUUUUCCAGACAUUAAUCUUACAUCGAACACAGUUAAAAUUAUGUGUAUUGAUGAUAAUCCGUUACAGCCGAGUCAAGAGCUUCUCAAAAUGAAACAAUUUUACAAAGUGUUCAAUCUAAGAGGGGAAUGUUCUGCAGGAGGCAAUCCCUUGAACCAAUUUGAACACAUCAUCCCGGACCAUUCUUUGAAUGGUAUCUCUCUCAACAAGAAGAAUCUUCCUCCAUGUAACGAAACAGUUGAUAUCUCCAACCGUAACGUGGCGUUCGUAUAUCCUGCAGUUUAUGAAAAUUGUUCAUCACUAACCCAGCUAAACAUGAACAACAACUCGAACUAUUCAUUACCUCAUCAUCGACCAUUUUUGUACAGCAAAACAUUACAAACUUAUUCCUGCAUCCGGUGUGGAAUCCACGUUCUCUAUGAACACACUUUCUCGAAACUUCCGGCGCUAAGAACGAUUGAUCUCUCAAAAAACCACAUCACCAAGAUCGCUUCAUUUGAUCUAUUCUCAUCGAAUCCCAAACUCCAACAUCUAUCCAUCGAGUACAACCGGCUGACCAACCUAACCGUUCAGCUCCUGUCCUCCCACACCAAACUUAUCACCCUGAAUCUCAGCCACAACCCAUCGCUUGGACUCGAUCCACAACUCCCCAUUCUCGAACAAUCUUCAGCGGCUAAAUUUGAUGCUUCGCACUGCGGAAUCACCGAAAUUUCAACGCAAAGCUUCCGUCUGAUGACGGCCCUGGAAGAGUUGGACAUUUCCCACAACCCAAUCGUCGAGAUUCAUCCGAGAGCUUUCGAACAGAACAUCAAGUUGAGAAUUCUUGAUCUUUCCAACACUCAUCUAAGAAUGCUCGAUCCGGCAACCUUUGAAGGAAUGGCUGAACUUCAGCGAGUUCAUUUGCAAGGGUUGAGUCGCUAUAACUUGGAAUAUGAUGAGUUUAUGGAGAAUAGCAAAGCUUUGUGGCAGUUGUUAACUAGUAGAAAGCUGUACGGCCGAGAGGGAGAACAAUUUAUUGCACAACUGGCUGCUAGUUUUGAAGAUCAGAGAGAUACAGAACAGUUGGAUAUACUAAAUCAGGUGGAAGAGUUUGUAACAUCAAGGUCAAAUGAUCAAUAUCAGAAAAGAGUAGACAUUUUGUUGACUUUAUCAGGAUUGGUCACGAUUUGUUCUUAUUUGAGCCUACUUUAAAGUGUUUGAAUCAUUUUCAAAUUG